AUGCCUGCCUCUAUCCAUGUCUGCCCUUUACUGUCCAGUCGGGCAGAGGGAUGCGGGGGUGGGGUGGUCACGGCAAGGCCCUCUUCCCUAAUCCUGAUCUGUCUUUCCCCUCCUUUAUUUCUACUCCCCCAACUCUUUGCUCUGCUUUUUCACAACUCCAUGAGUCCAGCAGAGAUCCAGCAGUUAUGGAAAGAAGUUGCUUCCCAGUCAGGGAUUGACAGUUCAGUUGAUAUGAAGAAUCAUUUAAAUGGUGUUGCCUUGGCAACCAGUGUGGCCCAGGCAGCAGCUGUAGCAGCCGCCUCUGUUACCUCUGGUUCUAUGAACCCCCUUCUCCAGUCCUCCUCUUACCUCACUAAUGGCAUUCCAGAUGGCUAUUUAUUGUCAGGUGGACUUGGUGGUGGGUUACUUCCUCAACCAAGCCUCAGUAUCAAACAGGAACAGGAAAAUUCUAAUCUGACCCACCCACUUUAUCGACAUGGUCUCUGUAAAUGGCCUGGCUGUGAUACACCUAGUGAGGAUUUUCCUUCCUUCAUCAAGCAUUUGAAUUCUGAGCACCAGCUGGAUGACAGAAGUACUGCCCAGGCACGGGUGCAGAUGCAAGUUGUUAGCCAACUUGAAAUACAGCUCACUCGUGAAAAGGAACUCUUGCAGGCUAUGAUGCAGCAUUUACACAUGAAACCUCCUUCAGACAAACCAGAUAUUAUCCUCCCUAUUCUUCCAAAGCAACAACAACAGCAACAACAACAACAACAGCAGCAACAGCAACAACAACAAACGCAAGCUGCAUUGCAACAGGCUCAGUUGGCACUGGCUUCUCAAUUGCCCACAAUUCCCUUGUCAAAUCCUGUGACCCUGGUGUCAACACCUGCCAUUAGCAUGUCUCCAACCACAACUACCAGCACAACUACAGCUGUUGUGACUGGAACACACCCAUCACCAUCUCCUGUGCAACAAACCCCACAACAGCAGCAGGCAUCAAGCAGUGUGGGACCAAUUCGACGACGGGUAUCGGAUAAGUGUAAUCUUCCGAUUUCUGCUGGAAUGCAGAGAGACAUGGAGAACGCAUUUCUUUCUUUUGUAGAAAUCCAGAGAAAUCGGGAAUUCUACCGAACGACAGAUGUACGACCUCCAUUUACCUAUGCAUCUCUCAUUCGACAGGCUAUCAUUGAAUCACCUCAUCGGCAGUUAACAUUAAAUGAAAUUUACCAGUGGUUCACCAAUACAUUUGCUUAUUUUCGAAGAAAUGAAGCUACAUGGAAGAAUGCCGUGCGUCACAACCUUAGUCUUCACAAAUGUUUUAUGAGAGUUGAGAAUGUUAAGGGGGCCGUGUGGACCGUGGACGAGGUAGAGUUCUACAAACGGAGACCACAAAAAAUGAGUGGAACGCUAUUCGCACCAACUUGUCCCUGCAUAAAUGUUUUCACUAACUGGUUCUUUCUACCUUUCUCUCUCUCUCUCUCUGACCUCCUCACUCUACCCAGCGGCCUCUCUUAUACUCUUCUUCAUAUUCUUUUCUUCUUUAUUGUCAUAAACUCUUUAUUGCCCACUCACUCAGUCUCUUUCUCUAUUUUUCAAUUGCUUCAUAUCAUGUUUACAUUCUACUAUUACUGCUACAACUUUUUCUCCCCCCAAUAUCCUCACUUUUUUCUCAUAUUGCCCUCUCUUCACUAUCUCUUCCAUUGUCCAUCAUUCUUGCAUUGCUAUAGAGAGUUUGAUUUUCACCACUCCCCAGUACCAUCACCAAUUCUUCUAGUUUUUCUUUGCAUUCCAUCAAACCUUUUUCAUCUUUCUUCCAUUUUUUCUCUUUUUUUUUUUUAUUCCUUCAACCCUUUUUCAUCUUUCUUGCAUUUUUCUUCUCUUUUCAUUCCUUCUAUCUUGUUUCAUCUUUUUACAUUCUUUUUUUUUUCUUCUUCUCUUUUUUGCAUUUCUUCUAUCUUGUUUCAUCUUUUUUGCAUUCUUUUUUUCUCUCUUUCUCUCGUUUGUUUCUCUUAUUCCAAUCACUUUUCACUUCUGUCAUUAAUCUUACUUGCAAAUCUUCUUUCUCUUACUAGUAUCUUUCCUCCCUCUCUAGGUUUCUUCUUUUUCUUUCCUUCUCCUCCCCCUUCCACACUGACUUUUUUUUUUGUUCUUGUCUCUCUCUACCUUCCUUCUUUCCUUCAUGCUCCCUCCCUCUCUAAAAUCACCUUUCUCAUUCACUAUCUCCCACCCUCUGGGAUCUCCUCUCUUCUUACCUGUCUCACUCACUUGCUUGCUCUCCCUAUCUGGGAUCCCUUCUCCUCUGCUCACUUUCCUGGAUCCUUCUUCUCUUGCCUCUCUCUCUCUCUCCCCACUCUAGAAUCCUCAUUAACUCUUGAACCCUUUCUUUCUUUCUUUCUUCUCUGGAAUUGCCAACCUCUACUUUCUAAAAUUUGCAAUCAAUUGCCAUAG
Molecule: messenger RNA, 2427 nt
Organism: Acanthosepion pharaonis
Lineage: Eukaryota; Metazoa; Mollusca; Cephalopoda; Sepiida; Sepiidae
Source: the annotation of a GenBank genome assembly